This is a messenger RNA of Giardia duodenalis, 3396 nucleotides long. RefSeq lists its product as uncharacterized. The record is from RefSeq and is a predicted model, not a curated record. Lineage: Eukaryota; Fornicata; Diplomonadida; Hexamitidae. The coding region runs from base 1 to 3396 and encodes 1131 amino acids. The transcript has a single exon.
AUGACUGCUAGGGGCUCUGCUGUCCCUCCUGAUAUCGAUGAAGAUCUCAAGCGGUUGAUCACAAGCUACACAAACCUCAUCUCAUCCGAGGAGGCGCUGGAUGACAUUCGUUCGCAGGUAUCGUUCGCCACAAAAGAAUGCCUUCUUGCCUUCAUUAAGAUCGCAGAGAACACUGGGAAGAACUAUAAGGAUGCACAGUCAUGCCGUAUUGUCGAACUGGUCAGUCUAGCAAUUUCCAAAAGUAAGCCCUUGCUGGAUGCAGAAAUCCAGACAGCCCUAGCAGAGUUUAGUAUAUCUCGGUGCUCGUCACUCUUAGAAGCAGGAGCUGUGGCAGAGCAUCUUCUUCCUCUAGCUCGUGAGGCUUUUUUGAGCGACCAGUCUUUUGCUGAAGUAUCUCUUAUGCGGAGAUACAUGAACAAACUUCUCAAGCUUAGUCCACGCAUCACGUACUCAAAAGUUUUGGCUAAGAAGAACAUAUGCACCCUGCUCCUUGAUUGGCUGGAAACGAGAGGAGAGCUAUCAUCUUCCAGAUCGAGUGGCACGUCUAAAACGGUAGUAGAUCUUGUCGAUGGCUAUAAGGCAGGCACUGAAUUACUGAAAACGCUGACCUUAGCUUUUCGUGGAGAACGAAGCGGGGCGAUAAUCUUCCUAGUAGCAAAGCUUGUUGCCAUUCUGCGAACACUCAUUGAGUACUUGCACUUCGCUAUUUUACUCAUCAACGAGUGUCUCUGCCCCACUCUGAACGAGGUAUGCGGGCUAUCACUCCACCACUACAGUUUCUCUAUCAGUGAAGAGACCUUGUCUCAGCUUCACGAUGAUGCAGAUGAAAAUGUCUUUGAGUUUCUCAUUGAGUACAUUCCACUAGAGUAUUCGCCAGAUCCAGAUGACAAUUUAACAGCCGAUGAACUACGUGCGGCCCUACUUUCAGCACUAAUUCAUCCCAGUGGCUCUGAGCGCUUGUAUCAGAUGAUCGCAGAGCGUGUUCUGGAGACAGACACUGAAGAGGAGCGUAGACAGCUCUUUUUGACACUUGAAGCUUCUCUUACUGCCGACGCUAGAGUACACUCCAGCAUCAGUGCCGUACCUGCGGUUCUUACCGCCAUUCUCAACUCUGCUAACAAGGAUGCCAAACCAUCAGUGUCAUUAAGUGCAGUUUUCCUUAGCCUCUCUAACUUCUUUGAAAAGCUCUUUCGAGAAACACUUCCCGAAGCACUUGGGCACAACCUGCCAUCUCUCCAAGCUAUGUUUACGCUACUUGCAGAAAAGACGUAUAAUGUCAUUCAUUCACGAAUGCGCUUACCUGAGUUCUCCAACAUGCACCUUAGUGCUGAACAACUCAAUAAGCUGCAGGAGAGCGCCACGUUCAGCCAAUUGCUCACUGACUUAUUUACCAACAAGCUUGCCGUCAGCCUGACUCCUGCUGGAUACGCAGAUGACCUCUUCUAUCAAAUUACAAAUGAGCUCAUUUAUGAUCAGUUUCCUUCGGCAGACCGUCCCGCCAAGGAGUCUCUUCUGCUAAUGCUCUCUCACUACGACACAGAAGUUGCAAGCACGUUUUCUGCGCACCUGGAAGAUACAAUAAAGCGGGAGAUCUCUAUGGGGUCUACCGAGAACAUGAAGAUCUUUUCUAGCAACUGCAAGCUCUUAUGCACAUACUGUAGGCUUGACCAGGGGAAGGAAGCCUUUUCAACGACAUUUUUCAACUUGUUAGUAGAACACCUUGCCGCUGGCGAUGUAAUUGAGGGGUCUCUCUUUAUUGAAAUUCUCAACGAAUGCAUGGUACUCGCAGAGGGACACGCUCUGCAAACAUGUAAGUUUAUGAUGCUCUUUAGCGAAGCAACCAAGAAGCACUGGGUCAGAUUUGGACUGAGAACACACGUCCUUGCCAUAUCGUUCAGCAACUGUCACCUAAUCAGCGAUCCUCUCCUAUCCUCUCAGCUUCUAGAAACCAUACAAAUGUACAUAGAUACUGUAUCGUCUCUAGCACCGGAGGCCCUUGAUGAUCUGCUUUGCAUACUGCGAUACUAUUACGCUCUUAGCUCUGUGGGGCUGGACCUUCCUGUUACCCAUCCUAGUUGGGAGCACAUAAUAUCAUUUUGCCAAUCACAUGUGCCAGAGGAAGUCAUGGCUGGUUUGAAGGCGUCUCUAUUAUUUGGUCUAGUUAAUUAUACGGCUGGAACACCAGAUACAGUCAGGCAUCGUCUUUGCUCGAUAAUGGCCAGUGUUGAUCUACACAUUCUAAGGACGAUACAAUUGAAUGAGGGUUUGCCUCUUCCUUUUGCCUUAUCAACUCUUAACGGACAGAAUAUUAGAGCAAGCAUCAUCAAAGAUUUUGAAGGCCUGCUCAUCACAUCCAUACUGACACAAAAUAAGCCAGUUUUAGAUUUAGUUGAGGAUCUGUUAAAUAAUGAAUACUUCCAGACACUUGUUAGAGAAGUCAUCGAUGGAGCGUCAGCUGGGGGAGCAGUGGCUAGUCUAGCGGAGGGAAUCAAUAGACUUGAGAAGUCCGUAGAUAGUUAUUUACAAGCACAAGUAAUAGCGUACUGCCUCCACUUAUCAAUACGUCUGCAUUUAUACGCCUUUGAUUCUCACCCAGAGGCCUGCGCACUUAUAGAAAAGGGCUUAAAGUAUAAACUUCCAGAUGCCUUAUUUAUUGCACAAUAUCUAUCUCACCACAAUCGUACUGAGUACAUCAAGAUUUGUGCACAGUUAGCUACCACUGACUUCGAUGCACAGUACUGUACGCUUAUUGCAAUGAACUCUCUCAAAUGGUGCUCGCCAGAGGAAAUGCCUAUAUUUAUAAAUGCCGUGAAUAGACUACUCGGGACAAUAACCUCUCUGGGAGCACAUGGGCCUUGUAUCGUCUCCGCACUAACGCACUUUGUGCUACAAGCCUCGCAGGACAUAGGCUUACUUCACUCCUUUCUGUCCUCGGUCUUGAAAGCUUUAAAGUGUAUAGAUAGAUCCGCCUUUUACGCUGCUAUACUGAUGCUCCAAGAGACGAACACCACGUACGCCUAUCAAACUAUAUCUGAAGCUAUCUCUUUAAAUGAGCUCCUCGAGGAUCUGCCUACUAGCACUCUUUGCGGAGCAAUCCUAGAGCAACGGGUCACAUCCCGCCAGCUAGAUCAAGAGGGCAUCCUAGUGCUUCUAGAGAAAUCCAUGAGGCUACUCAAGGAGGCAAACACAAAAAUAGUCCACUGCUGCGCAUUGAUUGUAGCAGCAAUUGGCCGGCUUCGAUACGGUGUUGGUGCAGAUCCUGUGGCCUAUUCGUUUUUAGAAUCCAAGCGCUUCGAGGUUGCAAAUCAUUUAGGUUCGUUACUCAAUGCCCCACUAAGGUCGACACGCGACGCCAUUCGGGUUGCUAGGCUCAUUUGGAUGCAAACUACCACGUAA